UGUGGCAGGCGGCGGGGGCCGGCGAGGGCGCCGGGCCGCAAGGAGUGGCUCGGCGCGGAGAGGCGCGCUCCAGGACUCGGACGGCGCGGCGCCGGCCGCUGCGAGCGCCACUGAGCGCACUCCCCUUGGGUCGCGCAACUUCUCUGCCAGGGCGCGGGCGCUCGCAGAGCGCUCUCAGCCCCGGAGCCGCAGGAGCGCAAAGGGGCGCGCCGGAGCCUGGCUCCGGAGCGGGCGCCCGGCACCCAUCGCGCUCCGAGCGCCGGGCAGCCCUCCGCGCAGCGUGGCUGCCGCUGCUCCCACCAAGGGCACGGGCUGGCUCGGCCCGGCGCCGGGAGGACGGCGAGGAGGAGGCGGCGGCGGCGGAGACGGCGGCGGCGAGGCUGGGGCCAGGGAGAAAGCCCUGGGGGAGAGGCACCCGAGCCGGGCCGCGGGAUCAUGUGGGCCCGGAGCGGAACGCAGGGCGCUCUGCUGCUGGCGCUGCUACUCUGCUGGGACCCGAGGCUGAGCCAAGCAGGCCCUGACCAGGUGCUGCCCGACGCCUUCCCGUCGGCGCCGGCCGAGCCGCUGCCCCACUUCCUGGAGGAGCCGCAGGACGCCUACAUCGUGAAGAACCGGCCCGUGGAGCUGCGCUGCCGCGCCCGCCCCGCCACGCAGAUCUACUUCAAGUGCAACGGCGAGUGGGUCAGCCAGAACGACCACGUCACGCAGGAGGGCCUGGACCAGGCCACCGGCCUGCGGGUGCGCGAGGUCCAGAUCGAGGUGUCGCGGCAGCAGGUGGAGGAGCUCUUUGGGCUGGAGGACUACUGGUGCCAGUGUGUGGCGUGGAGCUCCGCGGGCACCACCAAGAGCCGCCGGGCCUACGUCCGCAUCGCCUACCUGCGCAAGAACUUCGACCAGGAGCCUCUGGGCAAGGAAGUGCCCCUGGACCACGAGGUUCUCCUGCAGUGCCGCCCGCCAGAGGGGGUGCCUGUGGCUGAGGUGGAGUGGCUCAAGAACGAGGAUGUCAUAGACCCCACCCAGGACACCAACUUCCUGCUCACCAUCGACCACAACCUCAUCAUCCGCCAGGCCCGCCUGUCGGACACAGCCAACUACACCUGCGUGGCCAAGAACAUCGUGGCCAAGCGCCGGAGCACCACAGCCACGGUCAUCGUCUAUGUGAACGGCGGCUGGUCCAGUUGGGCAGAGUGGUCGCCCUGCUCCAACCGCUGUGGCCGAGGCUGGCAGAAGCGCACGCGGACCUGCACCAACCCCGCCCCACUCAACGGAGGCGCCUUCUGCGAGGGCCAGGCCUUCCAGAAAACCGCCUGCACCACUGUGUGCCCAGUGGACGGCGCGUGGACUGAGUGGAGCAAGUGGUCAGCCUGCAGCACCGAGUGUGCCCACUGGCGCAGCCGAGAGUGCAUGGCGCCCCCGCCCCAGAACGGAGGCCGGGACUGCAGCGGGACGCUGCUGGACUCCAAGAACUGCACCGAUGGGCUGUGCGUGCAGAAUAAGAGAACUCUAAGCGAUCCCAAAAGCCACCUCCUGGAGGCCUCGGGAGACGUGGCACUGUACGCAGGCCUGGUGGUGGCCGUCCUGGUGGUGGUGGCCGUCCUCACGGCGGCGGGGGCUGUGGUGUACCGCCGUAACUGCCGCGACUUCGACACGGACAUCACCGACUCCUCUGCUGCCCUGACUGGUGGCUUCCACCCCGUCAACUUCAAGGCUGCGAGGCCCGGCAACCCCCAGCUCCUGCACCCCUCUGUGCCUCCCGACCUGACAGCCAGCGCCGGCAUCUACCGUGGGCCAGUGUACGCCCUGCAGGACUCGGCCGACAAGAUCCCCAUGACCAACUCGCCCCUGCUGGACCCCCUGCCCAGCCUCAAGAUCAAAGUCUACAGCUCCAGCACCACCAGCUCCGCGCCUGGCCUGCCGGACAGGGCCGACCUGCUGGGAGUCCUGCCGCCCGGCACCUACCCUGGCGACUUCUCCCGGGACACACACUUCCUGCACCUGCACGGCGCCAGCCUGGGCUCCCAGCAGCUCCUGGGCCUGCCCCGGGACCCGGGGAGCAGCGUCAGCGGCACCUUCGGUUGCCUGGGCGGGAGGCUCAGCAUCCCUGGCACAGGGGUCAGCCUGUUGGUGCCCAAUGGAGCCAUUCCCCAGGGCAAGUUCUACGAGAUGUACCUACUUAUCAACAAGGCAGAAAGCACCCUCCCACUUUCAGAAGGGACCCAGACAGUAUUGAGCCCCGCGGUGACCUGCGGGCCCACGGGCCUCCUGCUGUGCCGCCCCGUCAUCCUCACCGUACCCCACUGUGCUGAAGUCAGUGCUGGCGACUGGAUCUUCCAACUCAAGACCCAGGCCCACCAGGGCCACUGGGAGGAGGUGGUGACCCUGGACGAGGAGACCCUGAACACCCCCUGCUACUGCCAGCUGGAGGCCAGGUCCUGCCACAUCCUGCUGGACCAGCUGGGCACCUACGUGUUCACAGGGGAGUCCUAUUCCCGCUCGGCCAUCAAACGGCUCCAGCUGGCCGUCUUCGCCCCGGCCCUGUGCACCUCCCUGGAGUACAGCCUCAGGGUCUACUGCCUAGAGGACACGCCCGUGGCACUGAAGGAAGUGCUGGAGCUGGAGCGGACGCUGGGUGGCUACCUGGUGGAGGAACCCAAACCCCUGCUGUUUAAGGACAGUUACCACAACCUGCGCCUCUCCCUGCAUGACAUCCCCCAUGCCCACUGGAGAAGCAAGCUGCUGGCCAAGUACCAGGAGAUCCCCUUCUGCCACAUCUGGAGUGGCAGCCAGAAGGCCCUGCACUGCACGUUCACCCUGGAGAGGCACAGCCUGGCCUCCACGGAGCUCACCUGCAAGAUCUGCGUGCGCCAGGUGGAAGGGGAGGGCCAGAUAUUCCAGCUGCACACCACGCUGGCCGAGACUCCUGCUGGCUCCCUGGACGCCCUCUGCUCCGCGCCCAGCAGCGCCGUCACCACCCAGCUUGGACCCUAUGCCUUCAAGAUUCCACUGUCCAUCCGCCAGAAGAUAUGCCACAGCCUCGACGCCCCCAAUUCACGGGGCAACGACUGGCGGCUGCUGGCGCAGAAGCUGUCCAUGGACCGGUACCUGAAUUACUUUGCCACCAAAGCGAGCCCCACCGGGGUGAUCCUGGACCUCUGGGAAGCUCUGCAGCAGGACGACGGGGACCUCAACAGCCUGGCGAGUGCCUUGGAGGAGAUGGGCAAGAGCGAGAUGCUGGUGGCCAUGGCCACUGACGGGGACUGCUGAGUGCCCAGAACCCUGGGCCAGCAGGGACAGGCAGGAGGCCUCGCAGGGAGGCUGAGCUGGGGUUGCUCCUCCUCCUCCUCCUCCUCCUCCCCUGCCCUAGACCACAACCAGCCUUAGAAAAUCCACGCGCAGUGCUGCCCAGAGGGCCGGUGCUCCCGCCUGCUGCCCCUGCUGGCCUCACGCCUCACGUGGGAGCUGGGGUGAGGCCCUGGGGCAGGAAGAGGGCCAGGCGGUGGCCCUCCCUCCACCGCCUCCCACCCUGCGCCCCAGGUCCCUCUGGGUCCCUCUGGGUUCCUUCCGUCCUCAUGCUCUCCCUCCCGCCCCGGCUGCCACGCCCUCCGCCCUGAGGAGUCACGUUCAACCCAGACCAACCCCUUUCUCCUGCCCACACCAGAAAGGAAAGGAAGGGGAGAGGAGCCCCGGACGCUCGCCAGGCCGGCGAAGAAGAGAGCAUGGAAACCGCAGGGAAGGGAAAACCCAGUUUCUUAGGAAACGCAAACCAUUUAUUAUCCAGAUAUUUGGAUAAGUCCUUUUUACGAAAAAAAAAAAAAAAAAAAAAAAAAUGAAAAAAAAAAAGACAAAAAAAUAGAAAA
Sciurus carolinensis (gray squirrel) is the source of this 3857-nucleotide messenger RNA. RefSeq names its product unc-5 netrin receptor B (gene Unc5b). Gene Ontology annotation, cellular component: membrane. The record is from RefSeq and is a predicted model, not a curated record. Gene Ontology annotation, molecular function: netrin receptor activity; protein binding. The transcript is spliced from 17 exons. Gene Ontology annotation, biological process: anterior/posterior axon guidance; netrin-activated signaling pathway. Bases 436 to 3264 code for a protein of 942 amino acids. NCBI's taxonomy places the organism in Eukaryota, Metazoa, Chordata, Mammalia, Rodentia, Sciuridae.